AUCUCAGCUGAGCAGUGUGUUUGUGCUGCUGAAAUCUGCUGCCCAUUCUCUAAUAUUUAAAGGAGCCAUGGAUCCCCCCCCUUCACCCAGCUGUCCAUCAUUCCUCCACAUCGAGUGUUGAUCGACUGAAAUGGCUCCCAAGUCCCUUUUCUAUACGCUUUUAUCCUCCCUCACCGUCGCCCUCGCGGCAUCCGUCCCUCAAACGGACUAUGAGGUGAUCGUCGUAGGAGGUGGUCCCGCAGGUCUCAGCGUCCUCAGCGGUUUAUCUCGAGUGAGACGCAAGACAGCCCUCUUCGACUCCGGGGAAUAUCGUAACUCUGCUACCCGGAACAUGCACGAUGUGAUCGGCAACGAUGGCACCGUACCCAGCGAAUUCCGCGGUCUCGCCCGCGAGCAAAUCUCCAAAUAUGACACUGCAACCUUCAUCGAUAAGAAAAUCAACGCCAUCCAGCCCGUUUCGGACAAGGUCUCUAACACCUCGUACUUCCGCGCCCAAGACGCUGAAGGUAAGGAGUACACUGCCCGCAAGAUCAUCCUAGGCACCGGCCUCAUCGAUGACCUCCCCGACACACCGGGUCUCCACGAAGCCUGGGGCAAGGGUGUCUACUGGUGCCCCUGGUGCGACGGGUACGAGCACCGGGACCAGCCCUUCGGUAUCCUAGGUGCGCUACCGGAUGUCGUAGGCAGCGUGCUAGAAGUGUCCACCUUGAACAAGGAUAUUAUUGCGUUUGUGAACGGAACGCAGACUCCGGACCAGGAGGCCGAGUUGGCUGAGAAAUACCCGGACUGGGAGGCGCAGCUGGAAGCGUACAAUGUGCGUCUGGAGAACGCAACCAUAGAGUCCUUCGAGCGCAUCCAGGACGGCGGCCAGGUGAAGGAUCGGAACGGUACCAGGCAGAUUGACAUCUUCCGUGUGCAUUUUACCAAUGGCUCAGCGGUUGAUCGGAAUGCCUUCAUCACUAAUUAUCCCACUAAGCAGCGGUCUGAUCUACCUUCCCAGUUGGGUUUGGCGAUGCUCGGUAAUAAAAUCGAUGCUACUACGAACCCUGGUAUGAGGACUAGUCUGCCUGGAGUCUUUGCUGUUGGGGAUUGCAACAGCGAUAACAGUACAAAUGUGCCCCAUGCGAUGUUCAGUGGAAAGAAGGCUGCUGUUUUUGCUCAUGUCGAAAUGGCUAAGGAGGAGUCUAAUGCGGCUAUUGACAAGCGCGGUGACUUCGUGGCGAUGGUGAAGGAGACUGAGAAGCGUAUGGGCAAUGAUUUGGAGAAGAUUUACAACCGAGCCAGAGGCCUGUGAUUUGUAUUGACCCACGUGGUUGAUAUUAUUCAAAGGCCCUCCUCUUUCUUAUCUAUGAUAUAG
Messenger RNA from Aspergillus alliaceus, 1357 nucleotides. Its product is annotated as NAD(P)/FAD-dependent oxidoreductase. Gene Ontology annotation, molecular function: oxidoreductase activity. The coding region runs from base 131 to 1294 and encodes 387 amino acids. The record is from RefSeq and is a predicted model, not a curated record. Lineage: Eukaryota; Fungi; Ascomycota; Eurotiomycetes; Eurotiales; Aspergillaceae. The transcript is spliced from 3 exons.